Molecule: messenger RNA, 3171 nt
Organism: Microdochium trichocladiopsis
Lineage: Eukaryota; Fungi; Ascomycota; Sordariomycetes; Xylariales; Microdochiaceae
Product: Rad4 transglutaminase-like domain-containing protein
Exons: 2
Coding region: 1-3171 (1056 amino acids)
Biological process (GO): nucleotide-excision repair; mismatch repair
Cellular component (GO): nucleotide-excision repair factor 2 complex; XPC complex; nucleus
Molecular function (GO): damaged DNA binding; single-stranded DNA binding
Source: RefSeq, a predicted model, not a curated record
AUGCCACCAGAUGUGCCCCGGAAGCGGGUGCGCACACCCUCGCCCGCACCCAAGGCGAGCGAUAAAUCCAAGACGUCAGCUCGCAAGACGACCGUCUUUGAAGACCUCGAGGCUUCCGCAAAGACCAGAUCAGCAGAGAAGACCCUGUUUGCGGUCCAGCGCAUGCAAGACGACGACAGCGACAGCAGCUCUCUCUCGUCUCUAUCUGAUGUCGACUUCGAAGAUGUUCCCGCUCCAAAACGCCAGAAGGUCGCUGCCAAAUCCCAGCAAGGCUCUCGUUCUGCGGUCGCGAACGCGAAUGACGUGAGCGAAGAAGACGACGAGGAGGACGAAGACAUCGAGUUUGAAGACGUGCCAGACCAUGUGGAAGCCUCGGAAAAGCUCGGCACUGGGGAGAUCGAGAUCGAGCUGUACUCCGGGCCGCGAAUACCGUUGGCCAGUGAGAUUGGCAAGAAAGGUCUCACCAAGAAGGAGAAGGCUAUGCGACAGAGGACGCAUAACAUGCACGUGCAGCUGCUCAUGUGGCACAAUGCGAUCCGUAACUCCUGGCUCUGCGACCAAGAGGUACAGGCCAUCCUCAUCUCACAGCUCCCACCCCGACUCUGGGACGAGCUGGAUCGCUGGCGACGUGCGAGUGGGUUGGAAGUGCCUGAAGAAGCGCCUAAGAAGCCAAGCCCGAAAGGCAAAAGCCAAGGUCGUGCGGGUGCAAAGUCCAAGGCGCAGAGGAGGGACUGGAGUGAAGCAGCAGAUCGGCUUGAAAGAGGGAAGCCAGACCUUAGCCAUGGCGACCCUAUCCAUAGGCUCCUCACUGCGCUGCGGACGUGGUGGAAGCAGAAGUUCACCAUCACGGCCCCUGGCCUGCGGAAAUGGGGGUACAUGAACAUGAGAAGGGCAGCAAAGCUCGCGGCCAGCCUUGGUCAGCCAGAACACGACCCCGAAACUCAAGGAGAACGCGUGCGUGAUCUUGACGACUUUCGAAAGUUGGCACAAGGCUGUCAUGGGAGUCGCGAUGUUGGCUCACAGCUGUUUACUGCAUUACUGCGAGGACUGGGACUGGAAGCUCGCCUGGUCGCCAACCUUCAGCCACUUGGCUUUGGCUGGUCCAAGUCUGAAGAGGCCGAUGACGAGGAUUCCAAGACUGAUGUCAAGGCUAACGGGUCUGUCGACAAAGCUCCGCCAGCGAAAUUGACGAAGAAAGCGAAACCAAUCAAGCCUGCGAGCCGCCGAGUCAAGAAGAAAGGUGAUGAUGUGCUGGCAAUGGAUCUCGACGAAUCUGAUGAGUAUGUCGAGCCGCUGUCCGAUGCGAGUGACGACGAUUCAAUUGUCGAUGUCACUGACGACUUCCGGCCUAAACCACCAAAACCAAAGCCGUACGAUAAGGAUCUCGAGUUUCCCAUGUACUGGACGGAAGUUUUAUCGCCAGUCACUCACAAGUACGUUCCGGUGGAUCCUAUUGUCAAAACCUUGGUCGGCAGCAGUCGCGAGCUCAUCGAGUCCUUGGAGCCACGCGGAGGAAAGGCCGAGAAGUCGAAGCAGGGGAUGUCGUACUGCAUAGCGCACUCGUCUGAUGGCACGGCAAAGGACGUGACUGUCCGUUAUCUCAAGGGACAGAUAUUUCCCGGCAAGACGAAGGGCAUGAGAAUGCAGAGGGAGAAGGUUCCCGUGUACAACAAGCAUGGCAAACUCAAGCGAUACGAGUAUCACGACUAUUUCAAGGCGAUCAUGCGCGGUUAUUCUCGCGGUGGCAUUAGAACUCCAUUUACGGAAACCGACUACGCAGAGGAUAGCACUGAUCUGAAACCUGCUAUUCCUGAAAAGAAAGAGGUGAAAGAGGGGGAAGAGACUCUGCAGUACUACAAGAGCUCUGCAGAGUUCGUGCUGGAAAGGCACCUGAAGCGCGAGGAGGCUCUGCUCCCAGGGACGACGCCCGUGAAGAUGUUUCGCAACAAGGGCAAAGGUGGAAAAUUGGAAGCAGAGGAAGCAGUCUAUCUUCGCAAGGACAUUGUCCCUGUCAAGAGCGCGGAGACAUGGCACAAGCAGGGACGCGCGCCCAUGCCUGGUGCGGAGCCACUCAAGCAUGCGCCCUAUCGUGUUGCGACAACAAACCGACGGCGAGAGCUUGCCGAAGCCGAAGCGGCAGCUGGACACAAGAUAUUGCAACCUUUGUACGGCUACGAUCAGACGGAUUGGAUCAUUCCAGACCCCAUCAAGGACGGCGUUAUCCCAAAGAAUGACUACGGUAAUAUUGACAUGUUUGCAGAGCACAUGUGUCCAGAAGGUGCCGUCCAUAUCCCUUACCGAGGUGUCGUUCGCGUAUGCAAACGCAUGGGGAUCGACUACGCGGAAGCUGUUGUCGGCUUCGAGUUCGGCAACCGCAUGGCCGUGCCCGUCAUCCAGGGAGUAGUUGUCGCAGAGGAGCAUCAUGACCAAGUGCUUGAAGAGCUGGAGAAGGAUGAAGCCGAGCGGGCGCGCAAGGAGGACGAGAAGAAGCGCAAGCUCGUGCUCACGACAUGGCGGAAGUUCUUGAUGGGCCUCCGUGUCGCAGACCGUAUCCGCGAAGAUUAUGCGCAUCUGGAAGAACAAGAUGGCGCAGAAAGCCAUGCUCACCACAAUAAGGACUGGCAUGCGCAGAUGGAGGAGGCAGAAGACGAGAUGCGUUUCAGAGACGAGAACACGGCGGGAGGGUUCUUGCCUGAAGGCUUCAACGUCGAAGAGCCUGCAAAACCACCUCCGCCGCCGCCGAAACCUCCCACGAGGAGCGGUUACUUCGCCAGCAGUCAAGGAGAUGAGGAAGACGAGGUGGAUCCCUUUGAAAUUGAUCAUGGCGUAGAUAUUGAGGCUUCACAGGCUGGCGGAUUUGUGCCGUUUGAUGGCGGUGAUGGCCAAGUCGAAGAAGAUGGUGGUGGAGGCGGGUUCAUACCUGAAGAAGCACAAGACGGUCUACAAGAUUCGCAAGAAUCGGAAGCCAAGCAAGAAGCGAUAGCGGUACGACCUGCAAGGACUACAAAGGCCUUGAAGAAAGCAGUGCCCAAGGCGAAAGCUAAGCCGAAGCAGAAGCAGACACCGCGGCGUCGAAGCAGGAGGACAAAGGUCGAAGACUCUGAGGAGGAAGAUGACAGCGAGGAGGGGGAUGAUGAUGAUGACGAGUUCAUGCUCGACGAUAGCGAGUGA